This is a messenger RNA of Bombus impatiens (common eastern bumble bee), 2222 nucleotides long. RefSeq lists its product as uncharacterized. NCBI's taxonomy places the organism in Eukaryota, Metazoa, Arthropoda, Insecta, Hymenoptera, Apidae. The record is from RefSeq and is a predicted model, not a curated record. The transcript is spliced from 5 exons. Bases 1 to 1881 code for a protein of 626 amino acids.
AUGGCUUUGCUUACUUGGAAGUCUUGGAACAUUGUCUUAUUAAUCUCUAUGGUGACUGCCAAUGCGACCAUUGGAAAUAAAGUCACUUACAACGAGCUGAUUGAUAAAACGAUGACAAUCGUUCGAUCAUGUACGAUGUUCCAUGCAGACGACGCUCUUCUAUUAGCUGGGGAGUACCAUGAAUUCUUUCAACGAUCUCUACUCAACGAUCUACCGGUUGCAUUAAUCUCCGAAUCGAAAUCAACGGCGUUCGAGAUGUUCACUCUGGGCAAAUAUUCGUACACGAUAUACACACAGUUCUCUGUGAUAUAUUUGCUUUGGAAAUUGAACCAAUUCAUCGUGGUUGCAUCCUCGCAGCCAAUGCUUCAAUUGCUUCUGCAAAGGACAAAGGACUCUGGUUGGUCGAACUUCCAGGGUUUCCAUAUUCUGAUAGAUAGGAAAACCGAGCAACGCGGCUGUGUGAACGCUUACAAUUUCCUGUGGACAGCUUGGGAAUACGACAGACUUUCCACCAUAUUUCUAUGCAUCGAUCCGAUCGAAGGAAUCGUCCUUUAUACUUUUAAUCCUUAUUCGAGCAUCGCGCCAGAAGUUUGGAGGAACGUUGGACAUUUCCAUGGGCGCGGUGAACAUCCUUGGAUAUUAUUGAAAAAGAAGUAUAAUGAUUGGAGAACAUGCGAGGACUUGAUGUUCGACAAAACGAAAGAUCUAACCGGGUACGAGGUCCGAACGAACGCCAUAUCCUUCGAGCCGCAUCUUCAAAUAGACCCGACUAAACGAGGCUUGGAACAGUUCUCCGGUGACAAUAGCGAAAUCCUGAAAAUAGUGUUCAAGAAGUUGAACGCGAGCCUUCGCGUGCGUGUGUACACUGGAUCUCCGUAUAGUUUAGGAGGAAUUGGCAGUCACGGAACCAUGGUGGGAAUGAUGGCUGACUUGGCUACUGGUGAGGUGGAUAUAGGAAUGAACGCGAGGAGCCUGUAUAAUACAUGGAAGGUCGAACACACGUAUCCUCACGGAGACGACGGUCUUUGCGUGUUCACGCAACGAGCAGGAGAAAUAUCAGAGUUUACCAAGAUCAUGUCCUUCCUAUCGCCAGUUAUACACGCGGUCAAUGCUGUCGUGUUCGUGAUCGCCCUUCUGGUUCUUACGAAAUACCAGGGAUUCGUAAACGCUAGUAUGAAUAUAAUACGUUUGAUGACUUUUGGCGCCGUACAUAGAUUACCGGGAACCAAUUCCACCAGGAUCUUCUUCAGUAGUACGUUCAUAUUGUACUUGAUAGUGAACGCGCUGCACCAGAGUCAUUGGGCUUCGUUUCUUACUAUUCCUGUUUCUCUACCAAAUAUUAGAACAUCGGAGGAUCUUAAGAAGUCUGGCUGCCAAAUCUACGGAUCGAUGUUUCACGGUCAAGAGCUUCAGGAUCCCGAACUACAAUCGCGUUUCCACAAGGACACCUACUAUGCUUGCAAGGAGCACGUGCUUCGAUCGCGAUGCGCCGCCUGCUUAGGUGACUGUCUUCAUCAUUACAUGAGGAUCCGCAAUGAAAUGCGCCUUUAUCGAUCUAGGAAAAUACAGCAAAACUCGCUAGUGUUCAAGACCAGAGAGGAUUGGCCACUGCUUGCUUCUGUAACGCAAAUGAUUCGAAGAACGGUCGAAGGUGGAAUUAUAGAAAAAUGGAAGAAGGAGAGUACAAGAAAAACGCGCUGGGCGUGGAAGAAAAGGCAACUGGACAAAAAUAAAAGCUUCAAGACUUUGAAGAUGCGUCAUGUCUUGUUCAGCUUCUAUAUCCUGGCGGGUGGAUACGUUUUAGGGAUUGUGGCUUUUCUCGUGGAGAUCUUUAUGGGAAGGCAACGAAUUGACAAAUCCUCAAGAAAUCGGAAGCAUUGAACGAGAAGCAGAUUUUCGAUGUUAAAAUUGUUGGACGCAGUAGUUUUGAGACGAUUUUGUAUCCGGAGAACAUGAUAUCACAGGAGGUGGCACAGUUUCGACGAUUCUUGGGAAUGACGUCAUAUUUCAGAAAUUUUUCGAAGCCAGAAUUUUUUAGAUUUGGUUCAAAAUUUUGGGUCGAUUUUCCGAAGUGGCACAAUUCUGGCAAUUCUUGGAAAUGACGUCACUUUUCAGGAACAAUCGAGGCGAUUCCUGGAAAUGACGAUAUUUUCCAGGAAUUUCUCGGAGCCGAAAUCGUGAAAAUUUGGUCCAAUUUUGCAAUUUUGUAUCAGGAGAACAUG